UUUAAUUAUGAUCUAGACUGAUUCAGCAGUGGAACAAAUAAGCUGUGAUAAGAUUUAUAUUGAAUAUACUAUGGAAUGGAACUUAUAUUGAUAUUGUAUUGACUCUAAAUUACUGUAUGACGAAACUCUAUGUUUUUAAAAGCUAUUGAGUUAAUAAAACAUUAUUAUUAUAAUAAAUAAAUGUUGGUGGUAACAGUAGGCACUGUUAGGCUUCCUAUUCAAUUUACAUUCUAUUUUAUUAUUAGAUGUUGGUCAAGAAUUCAAAUUGCAAAACUUCAAACAUCGUCUUUACUACAAGAUCUUCUUCCUGUGAGAAUGACAACUGAUAAUGCGGCAUUGUUGUACAGUUUUAUCAGACUGUGUAUAGAGACCACCAAAUAGAGCUGAAUGAUACUUCUGUGAAGAUUGCUGUUUUGAAGGUGAUGGCUGAUAUGUUUGGGGGAUACCAGCAUACAUAUGGUCUGCCACUGUUGAAACAGUUGAGUUACGAAGGAAAUAUCGACUUCAAAUCUGUCGAUAACUGUUUUAGGAUGCAGGAUGAGUUGAAAAUUCUUCUGAACACAGAUGGAUUGAAAUGGUCUCCACCUGUAGUUUUCAGGAACACUUUGACGAAAGUGAGAGAGCUGAAUAUGACAGUGAAUGAAGGAAGAGAAAAGCCAUGCACAAACGUAUUUCUAAGAGACCCAAGAGAAUCUUCUAAUGGAGGAUUUGAAAUGUAUAAUGAAUCGAGGCGGGGAGGAUGUUUUCCAAUACCUCUGCCAAUAUUCGACAACUACAUGCAUCCGAAAGCGGUCAUCCUCCCUUUGAAAGAGCGCCGAUUUGCCAGCUUAACCACCGAAAAUGGACACAACUUAUUGCUGGAGUACUACAUUCGAAGCACAGUUUGUCUCAAACGGUUGUCUCGUGAUUGGUACGAUAACAGUUUGGUGGCAGACUUUGACAACACUUUCAGGAGCUGGAUGGUGGAAAAUGUAAGUGGUAGUGCCGCAUCUUGA
This is a messenger RNA of Nilaparvata lugens (brown planthopper), 995 nucleotides long. RefSeq lists its product as uncharacterized. NCBI's taxonomy places the organism in Eukaryota, Metazoa, Arthropoda, Insecta, Hemiptera, Delphacidae. The coding region runs from base 423 to 995 and encodes 190 amino acids. The record is from RefSeq and is a predicted model, not a curated record. The transcript is spliced from 4 exons.